This is a messenger RNA of Spirometra erinaceieuropaei, 579 nucleotides long. The record is from the annotation of a GenBank genome assembly. NCBI's taxonomy places the organism in Eukaryota, Metazoa, Platyhelminthes, Cestoda, Diphyllobothriidea, Diphyllobothriidae.
AUGUCCGAUCACAGUAUUACGACCCAUGCUACGGCGUCCGCAGGAACUGACGCGCUCCGCAACCCUGGUCCAGUGGUGCGGGCGAAUAAUAUGCGAGCUGAACUACUCAAUUGGGGACGGACUCUCGGUAUUGAAUGCUGGAAUGUACGAACGUUCCUGGACCCCGGUACCCAAAGUCUGACCACGCGCAGCCUUGAUCCGUACAACGUGGAUGUCUGUUUUCUGUCUGAAGUUCGACUUCCUGACUCAGGCUCCCGCGAAAUAAAGAUCCCCGGAGUCGAAUCACACUUUACUCUGUACCACAGCGGCUCUAGCGACUCUUCUGGUCGACACGCUGUGGCGGUUGCCCUAUCGCAACAAGCGGACCCCGCACUACUUGCUUACGAACCAGUGAACGACCGAAUGGCCUACGUGCGACUGAAGGGUCACUUCACGAACAUCUCUAUCGUCUCGUUGUACGCACCAACUUCGGCUGCCGAACACCGCAAUAAAGAGGCGUUUUACUCGCAGUUGCAAGCGUUAGUUGAACAGCUCCCUUACCGCGAUCUGCUGAUUGUCGCCGAGGAUUGGAAUGGUUGA